Messenger RNA from Caenorhabditis elegans, 383 nucleotides. RefSeq names its product Eukaryotic translation initiation factor 5 (gene C37C3.18). The record is from RefSeq and is marked reviewed. Bases 60 to 293 code for a protein of 77 amino acids. The transcript has 3 exons. Lineage: Eukaryota; Metazoa; Nematoda; Chromadorea; Rhabditida; Rhabditidae.
AAGUUCCUCUUCUUCUACUUGGUCCGACCGCAUCAGAUAACUGGGAGAUCCAGUUGUGCAUGUUCUUGUGCCCACACAAACUCGCGCCCAUUUACAAUUUUAUGAUCGACAACCCUCAAGAAGGGAGGUUGUCCAGAAAGAGAAAGAAACUGAAGAUUUGCGAAUCGAUAGCGUCGUCAUCUCUCGACGCCAGUGAAGUCAAGAUCGGUUACAAUAGUGUAUGCGAUUCCCAAAAUCCACAUAUCAACCGGACUCGUGAUAUUUAUCAUUUCAAAUUCCAGAAGAAGAUCUAAACAAAAACUAUCGAAAUGGCUCUCAACGUGAACCGCGCUGUCGCUGAUCCAUUCUACCGCUACAAGAUGCCCAAGCUGUCAGCAAAAGUC